AUAUACGCAGCCUGAAAGUAUUCUGGAUCUGUCAGUGCGUCUGCCGGUGCUCAGCAAUUUUCACGACUUUCCCGAGGUUUUCCUGUACCAGAGACUGCUAAAUGGAGGCGAAUGGAGCACCUACUGACCAUCUUCAUAGAAGAUGGACCCAUAUCCGACGAAUUCUGGAAGUUAGUGGGCCAUUUUGUCACCCCAAUUUCACAGCUUCGGACUCGACGCUGGAGUUCAUCAUGAAUUCCUGCAAAAUCCUGGUUAUCGGCGCCGGUGGAUUGGGAUGUGAAUUGCUAAAGGAUCUCGCCCUGAUGGGCUUUCGGAAUAUCGAUGUGAUUGACAUGGACACGAUUGACCUGUCGAAUCUCAACAGGCAGUUUCUCUUUCGUCGGAAGGACAUCGGAAGCUCCAAGGCGAACUGCGCUGCUGCCUUUAUCAACUCACGAAUCCCUGGGUCCAAUGUCACGGCACACUUUAGCAAGAUUCAGGACUUCGAUGAGUCCUUCUACAGGCAGUUUCACAUUGUUGUCUGCGGACUUGACUCUGUGGUGGCCAGAAGAUGGAUCAACGGGAUGCUGCUAUCGAUGCUGGUGUACGAGGAUGACGGCAGUGUGGACCAGUCAUCGAUCAUCCCCAUGAUUGAUGGAGGAACUGAGGGAUUCAAGGGCAACGCUAGGGUCAUUCUUCCCGGAAUCACAGCCUGCAUUGAGUGUACGCUGGAUUUGUACCCUCCUCAAGUGACUUAUCCACUCUGCACCAUCGCCAACACGCCCAGGCUGCCCGAGCACUGCAUUGAGUAUGUGAAGAUUAUUCAAUGGGGCAAGGAGAACCCCUUUCAAGGCGCUGCUCUGGACGGAGAUGAUCCCCAGCAUGUUUCUUGGGUGUAUGAGAAGGCCCAGGAGCGAGCAAAUUCGUACAGCAUCACGGGAUUAUCUUAUCGCCUCGUUCAGGGCGUUCUGAAGAACAUCAUUCCUGCUGUGGCGAGCACAAAUGCUGUGAUAGCAGCUGCUUGUGCCACUGAGGUGUUUAAAAUCGCCACCAGUUGCUACGAGCCCUUGUCCAACUACGCAGUGUUCAACGAUUCAGACGGAAUUUACACGUAUUCCUACGAAGCAGAGCGCAAGGACGAUUGCCUGGCCUGUAGUCAGAUUCCGCGGGCUGUUCCCGUAGACGAUCCUGCCACAAUGACUCUACAGGACCUUAUCGAUUUCCUCUGCGAUAGCCCUGAGUUCCAGAUGAAAAAUCCCGGACUUACGGCCACGGUGGACGGCAAGAAUCGCACUCUCUACAUGUCCACCGUGCGGAGCAUUGAGGAGAGAACCAGGUGCAACCUCACACUCUCACUGUCGGAGUUGGGACUCCACGAUGGUCACGAGCUGAUGGUGGCCGAUCUCACGAAUCCCAUCGCAGUCACGAUCAAGCUGAAGUUCGCGGACAAGGAGGCGGAAAUGCUGUAAAAUAUU
Phlebotomus argentipes is the source of this 1454-nucleotide messenger RNA. RefSeq names its product nedd8-activating enzyme E1 catalytic subunit (gene Uba3). Gene Ontology annotation, biological process: protein neddylation. The transcript has a single exon. The coding region runs from base 102 to 1448 and encodes 448 amino acids. Lineage: Eukaryota; Metazoa; Arthropoda; Insecta; Diptera; Psychodidae. Gene Ontology annotation, molecular function: NEDD8 activating enzyme activity. The record is from RefSeq and is a predicted model, not a curated record. Gene Ontology annotation, cellular component: nucleus; cytoplasm.